Geodia barretti is the source of this 306-nucleotide messenger RNA. The record is from the annotation of a GenBank genome assembly. NCBI's taxonomy places the organism in Eukaryota, Metazoa, Porifera, Demospongiae, Tetractinellida, Geodiidae.
GAGAGGCAACAACCCGAUAAGGGGUGAGAUGAGAGGUUGAGAGCCAGUUUGGGGACAUGGGGAACAGUCCCAGAGAACGAGGAACAGCAACAGCUCAGCUCCCCUACAGAGUGGAGCUGGUCACGAAAAGAGAAGGGUGCCAGUUUGUGAGGAAGUUUCAGAUCCACAUCUAUGUGUGGAAAUGUUUCUUAGUAAACUCUAUUACCAACCUGUCUUGGAGUGGAGCGAGAGGUGCCCCAGGUACCUGGUGACCAGCCUGCGACCAAAACCCAGGGAGAAGGGGUAGCAGAGAGAUGCUCCACAGCC